Messenger RNA from Formica exsecta, 8826 nucleotides. RefSeq names its product DE-cadherin (gene shg). The transcript has 16 exons. Gene Ontology annotation, cellular component: catenin complex; plasma membrane. The record is from RefSeq and is a predicted model, not a curated record. Bases 380 to 4870 code for a protein of 1496 amino acids. Gene Ontology annotation, molecular function: calcium ion binding; cadherin binding. Lineage: Eukaryota; Metazoa; Arthropoda; Insecta; Hymenoptera; Formicidae. Gene Ontology annotation, biological process: homophilic cell-cell adhesion.
CUGGCUUCAGUCGGAUAGGCGCGUUUGAACGGCGUCGGUCUUCUUCGACAUACUUGACAAUCGAGUUUCACGCGGAACGCGGAGUUCGCGGCGUCUCGCGUGAAUAUACAGUAUACGCGCGAGUGUGAUCCCCGAGUGUGCUUUUGGUUUCGUUUUUGCUUGAUUUUCGCGAAGGGAGAAAAGGGGAGAGAGAGAAGGGACAGCGCGAUGAGAGGCGCGUGUGCAGGUGGUGUACAGUGACCGUUGAAAACCGACGAUAAGAAGGACACCGGCGCGAAGAAGAGGACAAUAGACGGCGUUGGUCUACGCGGGAGACGUUUCUCGAAACGAGAUUCUCGGAAGGGAAACGGUGGACGAAGAGGAGAGAACAUCGCCGACGAUGAUGGGAAAAUGUAUGGCGCGAUCCGGGGCGAGACCGCGGCCCUUUCUCGCGCUUCUACCUGCCUUCAUCGCCUGCGAAUUGCUACUCUGCGGAACUCUCGCGACUGCAAUGAGAUUGAGGCACUCGAGACACCUGGACGUGAGAUCGCAGUUCCUGGGCGAGGAAGAAUUACCGCUCGAUGAGAAUCACAACCACAAGCCGGUGUUCUCCAAUUGCUCGAAUUACGCGCCUGUAGUGAAGGAGGAGGAACCGGCCGGCACGGUGGUGAUCCAGGUGCACGCCGAGGAUAAAGAUCCGCCGGAGGAAGGAGGUACCAUUACGUAUAGCUUCGUGACCGCUCCCGAUGAGAGGCUAAAAUUCGAGAUCAACAAUAAGACAGGUCUCAUCAGGACGACCCAGAUGCUCGACAGGGAUGAACCCGCCAGGGAAAAGGAAGCUUAUCUCACAGUUCUCGCGACUGACAAUGGAAGACCGCAGCUGGAUGACGUGUGUACAUUUAAAGUCACUAUUGAGGACGUCAAUGAUAAUUCGCCCGUCUUCGACAAAGUGGCGUAUACGGAAUCCGUGCCGCAAGAUUUACCCGUUGGCCGCGAGGUCAUGAGAGUCUCCGCUACCGAUAUCGAUGAUGGCAAUAAUUCUGUCGUACGAUAUAGUCUAUCGUCUAAGAGACCGGAUGAUGCUGUAUACUUUCGGAUCGACCGCGAGAGCGGUGUCAUAUUCCUCAACAAAGUUAUAGACCGGAAUCCAGAUUAUAAAUUCAGUAUGAUAGCCACCGCCGAGGAUAUUGGCGAAAUCCCAAAUUUCAAUGUCAUCGAUCUUGACAUACGGGUUGUGGAAUCGCAUAAGAAGGCGCCAGCUUUUUUACCGAGGCCAGCGGAACCAAUUAAACUUAAGGAGAAUUUUAGCGAUUUCGAUAAUAGUAUUGUCCGUUUAAAAGCAGUUUCCAAUAUUGAUAACUCCAGCAAUUCGGACAAUUCGUAUCUGCUGUUCGAGCUUGUCACCGGUAGAACGGAACAGACUAACAAAGGGAACUUUUUUAGAUUAGAAUCCAAUAAGGACGUAGCGGAUAUCAAGCUCUCUCAACAUCUUGAUUACGAAAGUAACACGCAGUAUUCGUUAAUAGUACGAGUACAAAAUAAAUAUCAGUUAGCCGCCGAAACAGUGAUCGAUAUCGAAGUUCUCGAUGUAAAUGACAAUAUUCCAGUUUUCCGUGAUAUCAAAAAAGGAAGCGUGUUAGAAAACGAACCUCGAGGAGUUCCUGUAAUGCAAGUGCGAGCCAUCGACGCUGAUGGCACUUCCGCUAAUAAUCAGGUCCGUUACGAGUUGGACAAUUUCAAGGAUCUCUUUGAAAUCGAUCCGCAAACUGGUAAUAUCACGACAUUGGUGACAUUCGACAGAGAGAUCGAAGACACGUACAACGUCAAAGUAAUAGCAACGGAUAAUUCUCCAAGCGCUCUGUUCAAAACCGGCGAGCACAAUAAAGGGCAACAGGUGUUUCGAAUCGAAAUCGCUGAUAAGAAUGACAAUCCGCCUCGUUUCACUCAAAAAGUCUAUACCCAUAAUUCGAUUUACGAAAACGCAAACAUCAAUGCGCCCGUGACUGAAGUCAAGGCUGUCGAUUCUGAUACAGCGAGCCCCGUCACGUACAGUAUCAUAUCGGGCAACACUGACAAUAGCUUCUAUAUUGAAGCUACAACGGGAAAGAUUCGCGUGAACAAGCCACUUGAUUAUGAAAAGAUCACCAAGUACAAUUUGACUGUAAGAGCGUUCGAUGGUGUAUUUAACGAUACUGCGCAGGUUGAGAUUUUUAUCGAAAACGUCAAUGAUAAUCCACCAGUCUUUGAAGAUUUUAACAAAAAUCCGACGAUAGAGGAAGAAAAAUUGAUAGAUGGAUGUAUUACCACUGUGGUGGCUUACGACCCCGAUAUCGAAGAUAGGAAUGCUGAUCAGCAUAUUGCCUACUUCAUUGUUAAAGAAGAUCAGCAACCCUUGAUAGGAAUCGACAAAACUGGCUGUAUGAAGUUGAAAAAGCCACUAGAUCGUGAUCCGCCGAAUGGUUAUUCAAUGUGGACUGUGAUCGUAAUGGCAAGAGACGAAGACGGAUCGCCUACGGCUCUACGCGAGUUGGUGAUGGUUAAUAUCACUCUCAUAGAUAUAAAUGAUAAUGCACCGUUUCUCGAUAUGCCCCCCGUCAUUUGGGAUGAAAACAAGCCGCACGGCAAGAUAACCGAGCUCAAGGCGCGAGAUUACGACUCUGACGAGAAUGGUCCGCCAUUCGAAUUCCGAAUUGACGACAGUGCGGAUGAUGAAAUUAGAUCCAAAUUUGAUAUUCGCGAAAUUUAUCUAUACGCGCAAGUUGUGUUUGAUCGUGAAGAACGGAAGAGCUACGAUAUACCGAUCGCGAUCACGGACAGCGGUAUGCCACCUAUGACGGGUACUUCGACACUCACUGUCAUCAUAGGCGAUGAAAAUGACAAUCCUAUGCAGGAAGGUUCAAGUUCUAUAUUUGUUUACAAUUACAAAGGAGAAAUUCCCGAUACUGAAAUUGGACGCGUUUAUGUUAACGAUCUGGAUGAUUGGGAUUUGAAGGAUAAAUCUUUUGACUGGGCUUCUCCUCAUGACGGAUUCCAUCUAAAUACCAGUACUGGCAUGAUCACCUUACUGUCAGGUACAUCGAACGACACCUUUGUAUUGAAAUUUAUCGUCACUGAAAAAGGCCAUCUUAUUAAAUCGCACCAAGUACACGCGUAUGUGAAUGUCACCGUUAAAGAGCUUCCGGAGGAAGCUGUGGUUAGAUCUGGUUCCGUGCGAUUUUAUGGAAUAACCGCGGAGCAGUUUGUAGAGCCUGACGAAUCCGGUGUCAGUAAGAAGGAAAUAUUUCAAGAGAAGCUGGCCUCUAUGCUGAACACAUCGGUCGAGAAUGUCGAUGUGUUUACAGUGCUUCAUUCGCCUCAUCACAACAACAGAAGUUUGUUAGACGUCCGAUUCUCGGCACAUGGCAGUCCGUAUUACGCUCCCGAAAAGCUGAACACGAUUAUAGCGCAACAUUCCAAGCAAAUUGAACGGGAAAUGAAAGCGGACAUUUUAUUGGUAAACAUCGACGAGUGCUUGUUCGAGAAGGUUCAUUGCAACAGUUCGUGCCGUAGUUUCUUAAACACCAGCACUAUUCCGUACUCCGUAUACACUAAUACCAGCUCGUUCGUCGGUGUUAGAGCGAUCGUUGAUCCGCUGUGCACUUGCACCGUAGCGGAACCUAUCGUCUGCUUAAACGGCGGUACUCCUCUCGCAGAACGAUGCGAGUGUCCACCUGGUCUGGAAGGACCGAGAUGCGAAUUAUUGGGUAUUGGCUUUCACGGAGAUGGCUGGGCUAUAAUGCCGCCACCCGAUCAAGCCUGCGAUGAAUCGCAUAUAGGAUUGGAAAUAACACCACACAUAGACAAUGGCCUUGUCUUUUACUUUGGUCCUAUGACCUAUAGUUCUAAACUUGGACUUCGAGAUUUCAUGGCUUUAGAACUUCAGCAAGGGUUCGCCGUAUUGUAUAUCGACUAUGGAACGGGAACUGUGAGGCUAGAUCACAAACAAAUCAAAUUGACGGAUGGCAAGAAUCACAGAAUAGAUAUUUACUAUACAAAAACUUCAAUGGAAAUGAGGGUUGAUAAUUGCGGCAUAUCUGCUUGCAUGAGUCUCACUGCACCACAAGGAACCAAUGAAUUUUUAAACGUUAAUAGUCCCAUGCAAGUAGGUGGUACAUUAACUAAUUUAGCACACUUGGCGUCAAAUUUAGGAUGGGAUCAUCAACCAACUGAUAAAGGAUUUGUUGGUUGUAUACGCAACAUGACAUUCAAUGGAAAUACAUACAAUUUAGGUAUGCCGUCGUUGUCCAGAAAUGCAGAUCCCGGUUGCAAUCAUGGUAUGGCAAAGGCCAUCUCAUUCGGGAUCGACACGAACUUCAUAGUAGCUAUAUUAGUUUGCGUAUUGAUAUUGUUAAUACUACUCGUCGCGGUAGUAGUGCAUAGAAGAAAGACGGACGAUUUGUAUAAGGAUAUGGAUGAUAUUAGAGAAAAUAUCAUUAAUUACGAGGACGAAGGAGGCGGUGAGGUUGAUACGGCAUUUGAUUUGAACGUGUUGAGAGCCAUUUACGAAGCACCGCCUAUUGAUUCUAAGAUAGCUCCAAUUGGUCUACAGGGUAGAGGAAACGAUGAAGUUCCAGACAUUUGCGGUUUCCUAGAUGGAAAGAAGGAAAGCUGUGAUAAAGAUCCCGAUACAAAUCCGUUCGAUGACGUAAGACAUUAUGCUUAUGAGGGAGAGGGUAACUCGGAAGGCGAUCUAUCGUCGUUAGCUUCCUGUACCGAUGAUGGAGAUCUUAAAUUCAAUUAUCUAUCUAAUUUUGGACCAAGAUUCAGAAAAUUGGCAGACAUGUAUGGAGAAGAUCCAAGUGAUGAGGAAAGUGACGGAGUCGGUGAACGAGAGAGCGAAAGCUGGUGUUGAGUUCUCUUAACCGAAAACUUUAUAGAUAUAAAAUUUUAACGCAGAUUCGCUCCAGCACGUGUGGUCUAUGUAACCACAAAUACGAGUAUAUAUGCCACAGGAUUUGUAUUAGAGAGAUCUGUGCGUUUCUACAAUCUCGGGCCUCUAGCAACUGGCAAAGAACAUGGGGGCUUAAACUGUACUUAAAUGAUACGCGUGGUCUCAUUCACCGACUGCUCCAGUUUAAAAACGGCAAAAGAGACGAAGAGCGUUAUAAUACGCAAUCCUAUUGACGCGAUGUGUAAUACACAUGAGCGUGAUUUAUUUAGUAGACGGAAUAAACUUUACAAUUAUAUCGCGAGUGACUAUAUGGACACUAUAUAUGAAUUCCGUUUAUUCGGGAAAGUGAUGCGUAUCUCAUACUGAUCCUUAAGAUGAAUUUUUAUAUUGUGUCGAUAAAAAACUUAGCGCGUUUACGUUAUUAUUUUACACUAGAAGUGAUAUGUGUAAUAAGUGGGACAAGAGAAAGAAUAGUGCGUUCACUGUACGUUGCACGAAUAUGAACAUUAAAAGUUCUGGAUUAUCGUAUUCUCGUUGUAUGUAUCUCGACGAGUUGUUGGACAAUCUACAUUUCCAUGCAUUAGGCGAUCUUUUCCUUUUUCUAUGUAAUUAUAUAAUUACAAGUAUAAUUACGACGUAUUUUGAGAAAUUAUAAUAAGCGAUGCUCUAUACAUGGGUUAAAAGUAUAUAAAACAGAUAAUUUGCAGCAUAACUGUUGUAUUAUGUAGACGGCUUAAUACUUUGUCGAUGAUUAAAAAUCAUUUAUUAAUGAUAAUUAAUGAAUGUUGUAUAAAAAAGAGAUUUAGGAAAAAUUAUAAAAAUUUUGUUUAUGCUUUUAAAAUAAAAAUUAAAAAGAACUUGCACGAGCCAAUAAUGUUGACAUAAGUCUGUUCCCUUUUUUUUUUGUAAUUUUUUCUUUUUUUUUUUUUAUUAUAUAUUCUGACUUCUCCAAAAUCAUCAAAGGCUUUUCUAAUAUAUAUAGUUGAUUGAUAAUGAUAUAUAGCUUUCUUUUUUCCUUUUCAAUAUACAUAUAUAAAGUUAGCGAAGUAUUAAGCAUAUUUUUUAAUUGUUCAUUCAUCGUAUUUGAAUGACAAAAAGAGAGCUAUUUUCUAUUUUGUUAAUAUUUUCUUUUAACAUUGCGUAUUAUAAUAGCGAUAAAAUGCUAUAUGACUGACUUUAUAACUCGCCGUCUAGGAAAACCUCAGUAACUUUAUAAAGCUGCAAAAUUGACUGCCAGAUUCAAGGGACAACCACUCGCCUCUAUAUGUGCAUCAUUAGCUUUUAAUAUUAUGUGCAUUCCAGCAACGAAAAAAAUAGUUGAAUAAUGUCAGUUUAUAAAAUGUCAAUAUACAUUGUAGUUUUAUAAUUAAUGGUCUAUAAUAAGAUAGUAAGUUUUGUCGAUUACUGAUCUGUGUUCUUGAGUUUGGCAAUCUUCAAGUUACGAAGGGAGUUUCCAGACUAUUUUUUAUACAUACCCCUUAUAUAAAUAUAUAUAUAUACAGAUGUGAAAGAAAAAUGAUACAUAAUAUUAGUGAUCAAUGAAAAAAUUUUAAGGGAAGAUGCCGAGGGGACACUCUUCUUAUGAAAAUAAAAAAGAACAGCGUGCGAAUAAAAGAAUGAAAGAGGCGAAAUAGAUAAAGCGUCACUCUUCUAUAUUUAAUUGAUAUAGUAUUUUAAUAAUUAUAUGAAUGCGAGUGUGAGAGUAAGAAGAAAAAGUGUAUAUGAUAUGAAAUGCUAUGAAUGUAUGCGUAUCGAUUAUAUCAGAUGAACACACGUACGUACAAUGUUAUAUGCGUAUUGUUACAUUCGAUAUAUGUUGCAAAAAAUGCAAAAUAUAUAUAUACAUAUACCUUUUAUAUACGUAUAUUUCUCGCGAAAAUCGAAAAAGUUAUUCUCAUCGCAAGUUUGCUCGUAAUGUUGUUUCACCAGUAGGAUUAUAAGCAAGGAAAUAUUUGAGUAUUCCACACAUUGUAACUGAAUGUAGAACAAUGAAGAACCGACGCAUCAAGAUCGAGUGCCAUAGAGCGCUUUAAACAUUGAUCUUUCUCCUAAUUUCGCGGGAUAAUUUUUAUCGAUAAAAUCACUUCAUAUUGCGAUGCGCAAAUAAUUUCGAGAUGAUAAUAAUCUCGUCACGGAAAUAAUUGUUCGUGUCUUUCGUUGAUCUAAUCACUGUUUCAUAUCACUAACUCAUUAUCAUUUUUUCUAAUAUAUCUUUAUGCGAUUGAUAAGCAUUUAUAUAUAUCGUUUACGAAUGCUCUUAUUUUUAAGCUUCUUGUACACGAUAAAGUUUCGAUAACAUAUGUAUUGUCUGCGCGUGGUUACGUUGAGACAUAUUCUAGACUAGAACAAAUGUUUUUUGAUUAUUUGGCGCUUUAUAAAAGAUUCAGUAUGUUUUAUAUUUUAUUAACAAAGAAAUAAAUGCAGAAGAAAACUUUUAUAUUUUGAAACUUAUCAUAAUAAUAGAAAACGAGAAUAUUUUGAUGUCCUCAAAUUAAAACUCUAAACAAUUUUUAAAAAAUAUGCCAAAAUCUACAUAUAUAUAAUUGUAUAUUGACAAAGAUUUUCAAUAGUUUGCUCAUUCUGUGCGAAAUUGCGUAUAACUGAGAAACGUCCAGUGAUAUGUUCUUCCUACAUAAAGCAUAAAAUUGAUUCUUGCAUAUUUUAUGUAUAAGAGUUAUAAAAUGCAGUAACUUUGUUAUAACUGUUAAGAAAUAAUAAUCAAAAAUAGCAUCAAUAACAUAUUUGUGUUUUGUUAAUCGCUCAUUAAAAAGAAAUCUCAACGUACUGCGCAUUUUUAAUACAUAUCGUGGAAUCCAACGCGUAUGAUAUGCGCACGCGCGUGCACGUGUAUGAUAAGGAACAUGACUUAGGCGGAUGCAUGUGAUCUCAAGAGUUGAGGAGCAGAUUUUAGAUGUUUUUCUAUCGUAAAUGUCUAUGAAGCUACUUAAACGCUUGCCAUUGAACAACGAUUAGGACAAAAAUGAAUAGAAUAUAUCAGACCCGUAAUUUAGUCAUUUGUAGAAAGAGAUACAAGAUUAUCUGUAUUAAAAUAUUUUUUGUGCGUUAUCUUGCAAAAAUUCAUUUUUUUAUUAAGGCAAUAUUUAAAGGCAAGCGUUACAUUGACAAGAUGUUAUUUCAAUAUAAAAAGUUUGUAUGAUAAAGUUAAUUAUAAAGAGAUUAAUGUGUGUAUAAUGUAAUAGGCUAAUCCGUCAUACAACUUAAAAUAAAUAUUGCUCGAUUUUUCUCUUUUAUUUUAUUAAUGAAAUUAGCAUAUUAUACAUAAACAGAGAAGCAUAAACAUUUUAUAACUUUUUUCUGCUAAAAAAUAUUUUUUUAUUUAUUUACCUUAAAAAGUCCUCUCAGAAAACUUGCCCAUGCAUUAACCAAAUUUGUAAUAAUUGUCAUAAAAAAUAACUUUAUAAAAAAAAAUGUUAGAUAAUCGUUACUCUCCAGCAAUUUCAUAUGCCUAUAUAUCGUCAUUUCUAUUAUUUGUACAGACACAAACAAUAGGUAAUACAAUAUCAAGAGUUCGUAAAUGCUGUUGAUAAAUGUUUACUUAACACUGCCUUUAAGUGAUAGAAGGAGAUCAUGAAUUAUUUGACGUGCGAUUUUAAUAAUUAAAUCUUAAUCAGGUACUAUUCCGCACUUUAAUAAAAACUUACUGUAAAAAGACGUAAAUAACUAUAGAGAUAUGAAUAAAAUAUAUAUAUACACAUGCAUAAAUAUAAUGCGCGUGUGUAUACACAGGCUUGUAUAUUAUCUAGAAAAAUAAGAACUAUUACGAAGAAACCAUUUAAUAUGUGAUAAUUGACGGCAACGCAUAUGAGCGCACCAUUAUCCUUUAUCUUCGAUCCACCCUUAUCUCGAGAACGUUAUAUGUAAUUUCUUUUUUGUAGCAAUAAAGUGAGAUUCGAAUA